AACGAGCUGGUACACCAAAGAAAACGUCCAAUAAAAGCUUACUAAAGAGCAAAGUACAGGCGUCGAAAAAGGAUAAAAGCAGCGCGUGUAUAUUUCUCCAAAAUCUUGGUGCAAAUGGAGCAGGAGUUGGAAAACAGUCACUUUGUCAUCAAGAAGGGCAAAGAUGCUGACGAACAGCCGGCGGUGGACAAGAAGGCUCAUCAGGAGAGCGCCGACUCGGCCGUUGACCUGGUCUACUCGCUCAACGACCGGCCACCCUGGUACCUCUGCAUCCUGCUCGGUUUUCAGCAUUACGUCCUGGCGUUUGGCGGCAUUAUUGCCAUCCCGCUCAUCUUGGCCGAGCCGCUUUGUAUCGGUGACAACAACGUGGCCAAAAGCCAACUAAUCUGCACCAUCUUCUUCGUUUCUGGUCUGAGCACACUACUUCAGACAGGGAUUGGUGUCAGGUUGCCAAUCCUCCAGGGUGGAACCUUCAGCUUCAUUACUCCUACCCUGGCCAUCCUGGCACUGCCCAAGUGGCAGUGUCCUGCCCCGCAAGAUCCCGCCAUGUUGUCCGCUCACAAUGGCACCAGCCCGUUGCAGAUGGUGGAAAGUGGCGAUGAAGUUUGGAUGUCGCGAAUGCGUGAAAUCCAGGGAGCCAUAUUGGUAUCGUCACUGGUUCAGAUCACGUUAGGCUUCACUGGCCUGGUGGGAUUCGUGCUCCGGUACAUUGGACCGCUGGCCAUUGCGCCGACCAUCAACCUAAUCGGACUGUCGCUCUUCACUGAGGCCGGCAAGAAGUCGGGUGGCCACUGGGGGAUCGCUGCUCUCACGGUGUGUCUCAUCCUCCUGUUCUCGCAAUACUUGAGCAAAGUGGAUGUGCCGCUGAUUGCCUACAAAGACAAGAAGUGGAAAGUGUUCCACUACCCUCUCUUUAAGCUCUUCUCGGCCUUGUUUGGAAUGUGUGGCGGCUGGCUGGUCUGCUUCCUGCUGACUAUUUUUGACGUGCUACCAUCCAAGUCUGACUCGUACGGCUUCUCGGCAAGAACAGAUAUUAACCUGGACGCUGUUGCCAACUCACCCUGGUUCCACAUUCCCUACCCAGGUCAGUGGGGCAUGCCUACUGUGAGCGUCUCAUCAGUGCUUGGCAUGAUGGCGGGAGUGUUGGCGUCCACUAUGGAGUCCAUUGGCGACUAUUACGCUUGUGCCAGGCUGUCGGGUGCACCUCCCCCACCGACCCACGCCAUCAACCGUGGCAUUGCUGUGGAGGGCAUCGGCUGCAUCCUGUCAGGCCUGUGGGGGACGGGCAAUGGGACCACCUCCUACAGUCAGAACAUCGCCGCACUUGGCAUCACCAAGGUUGGCAGCAGACUGGUGCUCCAGACGACUGGAAUUCUUAUGAUUGUCUUGGGAAUCUUUGGGAAGUUUGGAGCCGUCUUUAUUACCAUCCCGGAUCCGGUUAUCGGCGGCAUGUUUCUGAUUAUGUUUGGAAUGAUUGCUGCUGUGGGGAUAUCAAACCUGCAGUAUGUGGACCUCAACUCAUCUCGUAACCUGCUUAUCCUCGGCUUCUCCACGUUCAGCGGUCUCGUAUUGCCCACAUGGUUUCACUCCAACCCUGGCAUAAUCGACACAGGAAUCAAAGAGCUAGACCAGGUCAUCGUAGUGCUCUUUACCACUCACAUGUUUAUCGGUGGCUUCUUUGGCUUCAUACUGGACAACACCAUUCCAGGCAGCGCCGAGGAGCGAGGCCUCAGCAAAUGGCAACACUCUGCGCACCCGGGACAGCAGGCCACUUGCGACCAGUCAUGUUACAACAUUCCCUUCUGCGACAGUGUUUGGCAGCGUUGCAGCUUCUUCCGUUACCUGCCCUUUCUUCCGUCGUACAAGAGUAACCAACAUUCUGUACCAGACCACUCACCGUGAUGCACACCAAAUUAAAAAAAAAAAAAAUAGUGUAACCAACUUAGAAAUAUAAGCAGGAAAAAAGUUAAUUUACAAUCUACAAGUAUGAAUGACUCAAUAUGAACUCGUAUCAGGAGAAUCCUGAUCCUGAAGAGCAAAUAGUUGAGCGACAAUAAUGACACAACAAUAGUAGAAACAGUUGCGUACGCACUUAUAUUGGAACCUCAUGAAAGUUACAAUGGUAUAUAAAAUAAAUUAACAAAAGUGUGCACAAAGAAAAAAAACAUUUUCUUUGCAGACUAAAUUUCGUUGGGGCCCUUUGUGUUGCUUGAAAGUAUACUUAGUUCCUUGUAUCACAUUCCCAAAUGUAUAAUCCAGAAAUAAUGAAUUGUUCGAACAACUUGCAUUUCUUCUUAUUAUUCCUACAUUCACUAAGAAUUCUAAAUCAGUUUUGUUCCAUCUCUUUCAAUUGUUUGUUUGUUGUGGGAAAACAGGUUCAAUAUUCCAGAACUAGAUAUUUAUUUGAACACAUUUGACACAUAAACUUUUCUACACUUUUCUACUUUUCUAAACUAUUCACAAAAUCAGCCCUAAAGUAAUAUGAUAGCCAUUACGAUAAGUAAUAAUUAAAAUUCGCUAAUUGCUUCAAAUGUAAAUUGUGCAAAAUAUCACACAGCGUGUUAAAAAAAAUCAGCUCCAAAAGAUUUUUAAAUAUUGACAUGCUUACUUACUCCCUUCAUAUUACAGGCCUUCUAAUACAAAGAUAAACUACACGAAAAAUUAACCUGCUUAUUUGUACAAAGGUAACUGGUACAAGUUGGUGCGUUACAUGGCGUGGUUGUUGUGGUUUCCUGCCGCGCUGGCGGCGUCCUUUCAAGUCCUGGCCUGGUCAAGGGAGACAGAUUGCGUCGCCGGCACGACUGGUUGCACCAAUUACAAUCGAAAGUGUUAAAACUCAAACUCAGUAGCUGUAAAAAAAAUUUAUUUUUAAAUCGUCACAUUAGUUUUGCAUUUAAGAAUGCAUUCACUUGCCUAAGGUUUUCUUAUUGCUAACACUAAUUAGCAUGUUCUAACGAUCACUGUUAGGACGUAAGCACUUUAGCAUUGCACUUAGCAUGGAAAACUAGCAUAGCUGAGGAAAGUGACAGGGCUACCCAACGCUGAAAUGUGAUCUUACAUUAGAUUCUGUCAAAUUUUUCUGCCUUGUGGAUGAUGAGCUAGGAAAGCAACUGCCAUUUGAAGUUCAGCUUCAGGAACUUUCUUUGUUAGCAUCUUCGCCAUCUUCAGCUCUUCUAUCCUCAAGCGGGAAAAGGAAAUACGAAUGCGAAAGUACCAACCUGGUCCGUGCACCUUUCAGCCAUUCCUUUUUUCCUUCUAAUUUUGGAAAACAAAAAAACGGAAAACUAGCCCAAUUCCUUUAUUUUUUUUAUGUGGUUAACAAAAACAGGAAAUGAAUUGUCUCCCGUUUCCUGAUUAACAUGGGAAAUUCAAUAACAGAAAAUGAGCCUUAAUCCGUUUUUCGAAUUAGUUUAUUGAACUGAAGUGGAAAAACAAAAUACGCCUAAUAUUUGUUUUCCACCAAGUUCGCGUUUGCAAUGACCUGGAAGACGAUGUUUUUUCUUCUUAUAAAUAUCAUGCUGUGCAGCAGGGUCUUGUCUACGUACAAGAAGAAAAACAAUCUCUGCCGGUCCAUGGCUCAUUUUAAACGUGAACUUGGUGGAAUACAAAUAUUGCGAGUGUUUGUUUUUUCGAUUUUUGUUCAAUCAAAUGAUAUUGGAAAAACAGAGCAAGGCUUGCCUUCAUUUAUUGAAUUACCACUUUUUAAUCAGAAAACUGGAUUUGUUUUGUCGUUUUUUUGAUAACACAUAUAUAAACAAAAAUGGAUUUGGACUUCCGUUUUUUGUUUUCCAAAACUAGAAGAAAAAAGGAAUGCCCGAAAGGUACACGGAGCCAACCUAAUGUUGCCUUCAUGUGUUGUGGUAUUUAUGGUAAAUACCACUUGUUGAGUCGAAAAUCGCAUGUGAAUACCUUCUCAAGUUUUUUUUUUUACUGGAAAACUGGUAUUUUAUGCCGCCUUCAUGUGAUCUUGUAAUUAUAGUAAAUACAACUUGUCUAGUCGAAAAUUGCAUGUGAACACCCCCUGAAGUCGUAUUUUCAACAGUUUAUUAUGAUACCAGGGUUUUUUUGAAGAAGAUUUAUUGUCAAUUUGCACAUGUUUUUACACCAUUAGAUAUUACAUACAGUUCCUUUUUUUUCAACCAAGUGUUUGCAAAAAUGUUUGUUUACAAACAAAAACUUAUUUGGAUUGUGAUUCAUUCCCUUCUUGUUGUAGCAGAUGAAAUAUUAGGUCUAAAUCAGUUUGACCACUCAACAAACCAAAAUGUAGUCCAUGUCCACUAUGUUUUUUUUUUUUGCCACAACAGCAAAACCACAUGAACAGGACGCACUCGUAAUUACCAACUAGCAAGUGGUAUCUUUCCCAGAGCACGUGAAGACUUACUUCCACAGCUUGACAGCUGUGGUAGUAGGUGCAGACAACUUCUCAUUGGCUGAGUGAACAUUGCAAUCAAGUGCAACUGGGUAUUAGUUUGGGCAGGUCUCAUAUUUUAUAGAUAUUGAAAUGUGUAUUUUAAUAUUUAACUGAUGUAACCCAUUUUACAUUGUGAUAUUUCACCAGGGUUGCAAAUGAUUUACAAAACAAUGCAACAAAAUGAACAUGACCAUGUUUCAGUAAUAGGAGAGAGAAAGUAAAUGACGCAUUUCAACAAAUAGUGGCAAAAAUGAGGAAACAGGAAAGUGGAGUAUAAAACCAGAUUAAUUAUGUUGAAGAAAGCCAAAGAAACCUGGCAUAAACUUGGAUGCACAGAACAUUGUGGCAUGACGAUAGCUACAACAUUUUAAAAAUGUUUGGAUUAUAAAGAAUUAUUUUAACCUCACCUUGAAGAGUUUUUCAGUUACACUGCUGGCCAAAAGUAUUGGCACCCCUCCAAAAGAUGUCAGAUAAUGCUCAAUUUCUCCUAGAAAAUGAUUGCAAUAAGAAAUGCUUUGGUAGUAAUGUCUUCAUUUAUUUUGCAUGCAAUGAAAAAACACAAAAGAGAAUGAAAGAAAUAAAAUGAAUCAUGAUCAUGAUACACAAAACUUCAAAACUGGGCCAGACAAAAGUAUUGGUACCAUUUGAAAAAUCAUGUGAUGCUUCUCUAAUUUGUGUAAUUAACAGUUCCUGUUACUUACCUGUGGCAUAUAACAGGUAGUGGCAAUAACAAAAUCAUACUUGGAGACUGUGAAAUGGAUUAAAGUUGACUCAACCUCUGUCCUCUAUCCUUUUGAGUACCACAUUGAGCAUGGAAAAAGAAAUAAGACCAAAGAACUGUCUGAGGACUUGAGAAGCAAAAUUGUGAGGAAGCAUGGGCAAUCUCAAAGCUACAAGUCCAUCUCCAAAGCCCUGAAUGUUCCUGUGUCUACCGUGCACAGUGUUAUCAAUAAGUAAAAAGCCCAUGGCACUGUGGCUAACCUCCCUAGAUGUGGACGGAAAGGAAAAAUUGACGAGAGAUUUCAAUGAAAGGUUGUGCAGAUGGUGGAUAAAGAACCUCAACUAACAUCCAAACAAGUUCAAGCUGUCCUGCAGUCCGAGGGUACAACAGUGUCAACCCUUCUAUCCGUCGGCAUCUUAAUGAAAAGGCAUUCUAUGGUAGGAUACCCAGGAAGGCCCCACUUCUGAACCAGAGACAUAAAAAAGCCAGGCUGGAGUUUGCCAAAACUUAGCUGAGAAAACCAAAAAUGUUUGGGAAGAAUGUUCUCUAGUCAGUUGAGACAAAAGUAGAGCUUUUUGGGAACAGGCAGCAACAUAGUGCUUACAGGAAAAAAAACAAAAAAACGAGGCCUUCAAAGAAAAGAACACGGUCCCCACAGUCAAACAUGGCGGAGGUUCCCUGAUGUUUUACGGUUGCUUUGCUACCUCUGGCACUGGACUGCUUGACGGUGUACAUGGCAUUAUGAAGUCUUAAGACUACCAACAAAUUUUGCAGCAUAAUGUAGGGCCCAGUGUGAGAAAGCUGGGUCUCCCUCAGAGGUUAGGGGUCUUCCAGCAGGGCAAUGACUCAAAACACACUUCAAAAAGCACUAGAAAAUGCUUUGAGAGCAAGCACUGGAGACUUCUAAAGUGGCCAGCAAUGAGUCCAGACCUGAAUCCCAUAGAACACUUGUGGAGACAUCUGAAAAUGGCAGUUUGGAGAAGGCACCCAUCAAAUCUCAGAGACCUGGAGCAGUUGGCCAAAGAAGAAUGUUCUAAAAUUCCAUCAGAGCAUUAUAAGAAACUCAUUGAUGGAUACCGUAAGCGGUUGUUCACAGUUAUUUUGUCUAAAAGUUGUGCUACCAAGUAUUAGGCCAAGGGUGCCAAUACUUUUGUCUGGCCUAUUUGUAGAGUUUUGUGUAAAAUGAUCAUGAUUUAAUUUAUUUUUCAUUCUCUGUUGUGUUUUUUCAUUGCAAGCAAAAUAAAUGAAGAUAUUAUUACCAAAGCAUUUAUAAUUGCAAACAUUUUCUGGGAGCAAUUGAGCAUUAUCUGACAGAAUUGCAGGGGUGACAAUACUCCUAGCCAGCAAUGUACAUAAAAUAUGACACACAACAUGUGUUCGACCGAUUGAUGGUGCGCUGUAGGCGGGCACAUCGAGACUUCUUUUUACCCGUGAGCGCACAUACGUAUCCUAUAAAAAUAGGGCGCAGAUUCCUAAAACUGCUCAGUCUAGCAACAUAAACGCAUAACAUUAUGUAGAAACUUAUGCAUCUAUUCUGGCUGCUGAUUUGUACAUUUUUGUAUUCCUGUUGAACAAUUUCCUGUAGUUUAUUCAGUUAUACGUACAGUAUAGUAUUCACAGAGUGUGAAGAUUGUGGUAAUAGUAAAAGAAGUAGAACAUUCAUAUUUAAAAGCACUUUAAUGUCAGACAUCCCUUCCAAUUUCACUUGCAAUGAAUAAAUGAACUAAGGAGGAAUUAUGAGAGACAUUCUGGGGUGACCACGAGUAAGAUCAACAAAAAUGCUCCAAAGUUAUUAAAGAUGGUGCUAAAGAUUGAUCUCAGAGACUUUACGAGCUUCACUAUAUGCUGUUUUUGUUAGAAACCGGAAUCUUUUAACGGCCUGCUUUAACCCUCACUAUACCUGUCAUUUGUUUUUCUUAUGGUAAUACCUCAUUGUCAACGAGAAGAGCCGUUAUUUGAGGAAAAUAUGGUAAAUUGUGAUCAUGUUUUUAUGUUAUUUUUCUUCCAACAACUGAAGAUGGCAUAAAAUACCCUGAGAAUGUUUGUAUUUUUACAGAAAAAAAAAACAGAUUGUUUGGUAGUAUUUAUCUUAGAAGUGUUUGUCUUUUACUAACAGUUGUACAAAAUGUCAGGCAAAAUCAGAAAGUUCUAACAAUAGAGGCUAGAUUUUUUUAAAUUCCUCUGUAUAGAUGCUUUUUCUUCCUACACAAUAAAGAUCUGCUAAACUUUCUCAAUAAAUGCCUUUGAAAGGAUGUCAGCAGAUUUAAUAGUUUGUCAUUUCUCUGCAAUAGGGCAGCAGGAAAAACCCAUAAAUACCAUAAGCAGCUCAACUUGAAACCCUAAAUUGAUUACAUCAAUUGAAA
This is a messenger RNA of Corythoichthys intestinalis (scribbled pipefish), 7495 nucleotides long. RefSeq names its product solute carrier family 23 member 1. Gene Ontology annotation, biological process: transmembrane transport. Gene Ontology annotation, cellular component: membrane. The coding region runs from base 115 to 1902 and encodes 595 amino acids. The record is from RefSeq and is a predicted model, not a curated record. Lineage: Eukaryota; Metazoa; Chordata; Actinopteri; Syngnathiformes; Syngnathidae. The transcript has 12 exons. Gene Ontology annotation, molecular function: transmembrane transporter activity.